AUGCCUGCACGAGAGAGAUCUUGUCUGCUAAGACUCUUCCUCUUCUUCCUUGUUCACACGAACUUCUUGGUUCUCACACGAUCAGGGGUCAACAGUGAUCUGGUUGUCGCCCCGCACGCAUGCGGCAACAACCCUUUGAAAGCAGCGCACCCCAUGCUGCGAUGCAGCCUGAGGCUUCGAGGAGGGAUAGACUCACCCAAGACACCAACAGUGAAGAGGAGCAGGAGGUUGCAGGGACACUCCCCCGAGAUGAAGGACGUCUCUCCCUCCCUGCUCUCCGCUCGCAAGUCCAAGACCCCAAGGAGUCGUAUACCGCUGAAGAGCCGAGAAGGUUCUGAGCAUGAGACAAGCGCAAGGGAUGUGAAACAAGAAACAAGCACGCGAGCUAGAUCGAUCGUUCUGUCGCAGCGAGCGUAUGACCACGUCCUGCAACGAGUGAGGGACGGGAAGGUGGCAACAGUGAAGGGCCAGCGAGGGUCGAGGCAGAGGGUGGUGUGGAAGGAUCAGAAGCUCGUGACAGAGAGCGGAGUAAAGGUAGUGAGGUCUCAGGAGGACGACUGGGACAUGUCGGACACAUCGAGUGACCUGUCGAUCCGAGAUGGCAGAGAGGAAGUGAAGGAGGAGGAGGAGGAGAAGGAGGAGGAGGUUAUGAUUGGACCCGCCUGCCCGCCGAAGCUUGGCCGAAGAGGAUCUGUGCGCGGAGAAUCUAAUUUUUCAGCUUCGCACACACAAGAGGUGGAGGUGAGCGACGAUAUCCAGGAGGAGAGCCGGUCGGAGACGCUGCCAAAGAGGAGACGACUCGAUACGAAGGGCAGGGAGAAAGAGAAGAAGAAGGUGAAAGAGCGGAAGUUGACUUCAUCGAAACUUAGCAAACAGCCUUCUCGAGGGCUCAAACAAUCAUCGAACAAGGAAAUCUUUCGAUUCCCGUCUCAUUCCAACCUCUUGGUCGGGCCCUGGUUGAUUCAGAUGUAUCAGUCUAGCGCAACUCUGUUCCUUGGGUUGGAGAUCUCGAGCCGGGACGUCGAGGACGUUAAGACUCUGAAGCCUGUGACACUCCCUCCCUCCCCCAUUGUUGCCCCUGUACUUAUCUACGAUGAAGACUCAGUGGGCCCAGAGCAUGUCAAUCAAUCCUACUCCAAGGGCAUCAGUCGCCUGUUCGAGAACAAGACGAUAGAGGGCGUCUUGUGGCAGAAGAGGGAAAAAGGCGAACUCCAGUGUGUCUUACGGGGCAUGGAAAACGGCCCCGAGAAGAGAGGAAGGGAAGGAAUCCUGAUGAGUUACGGGAGGAUAUACCUCAAGAUGACGUGGCAAGAGGAAGACCUCCCGUCUCUCACCGGAAGGAUUGGAGCAGAUUACUUCGAAUCCAUCCUUGACAAAGAAGCUCGCCAGCCAUGGCGUCCGUUGAAUUUACCACCGACCAAGUCAAUCAAAUGGAACAAAUUGAACAACACGAGAGCAUUACUUCAUGAUAAAUCAACGUCCUCUCCAAAGCUUCUCCCAGCCAACGAGACGACGGUCGAGGAGGUUCAGACGCGGAAAGGAGAUCUGCUAGUCAUCGGGCUGUCAAAGAAAGUGAAGAAAAGGCAUCUUGCCAAGACUUUCUCACCUUUUGGGCCCAUCCGAUACAUUAGGAUCAUCCGAUCCAAGAGGAGGGUGGAGAAGAGGGUUCCGAAAAUCAAUGAUUUCGCCAUCGUGGAGUUUGAAUGGGACGAGUCAGCUAGCUUUGCUAUGACGAUGAACGGAAAGAUGAUAAAAGGAGACAAGGUCAUGCUACAGAUUGCCAAGAGAAGUAUGGGCUCCUCUUCGUCUUCGUCUUCAUCGUCCUCGGAAGUUCUUGAGCAUUAUCCUACACUUUGCAUCUCUGGCAUUGACGAAAAAGCGAAGAAAGCGGCUGUGCUGAAGGCGCUCAAUAUGUCAAAAUCACAAGCAAAGAUUGAAAAGUCAGAGAGAAAGUGA
Guillardia theta CCMP2712 is the source of this 1956-nucleotide messenger RNA. RefSeq lists its product as hypothetical. The coding region runs from base 1 to 1956 and encodes 651 amino acids. The record is from RefSeq and is a predicted model, not a curated record. The transcript has 12 exons. Lineage: Eukaryota; Cryptophyceae; Pyrenomonadales; Geminigeraceae. Gene Ontology annotation, molecular function: RNA binding.